AUGUCCUAUCGCAUCGGUCGAGGAGAACAAGGCGUCUUGACUUUCGAACCCUACAAAUCCAUUCUGCUGCCUCAUUGGCGCUUCAAGACUGUUCCGAUCGCGUGUGAAUCCUCACAGACGUUGCGCAAAGCAUUCGACUUCUAUAUCGAUGCACAGGAUUUCGUGGGCGCCGACAUGGCGCGCAAAUUCAUCCAGAUGGGAAUGACACGCGCGGGGAGGUACGCCAAUCGUGCAGGCGGACGCAAGUAUCAGAAAAGUACCGAUGGAAGCGGCGAGAAGGUCCUGCUGCCGAAGACCGAAGGUCACAAAGGUCAGGAGGAGAAGCGAGAAGCGAGUGACAUUUUCCGCGCGGUCUGGAUGCGAUGCAAAGACGAUGAAGGAUAUGUGAACCUGAAACAUAUCUGGACCAAGGAGCUCAAGGAUUAUGAGCGCUCAUCGAAUAUUAAGAAGGAAGUUGUCAUCAAGAAGGAGCAAAACGAUUGA
This is a messenger RNA of Dissoconium aciculare CBS 342.82, 483 nucleotides long. RefSeq lists its product as uncharacterized. The coding region runs from base 1 to 483 and encodes 160 amino acids. The record is from RefSeq and is a predicted model, not a curated record. Lineage: Eukaryota; Fungi; Ascomycota; Dothideomycetes; Mycosphaerellales; Dissoconiaceae. The transcript has a single exon.